AUGGAUAAUAACGGAGAGAAGAGUAAAGUGACCAAAUUAAGGAAUCCUUUUGAGACUUUGUUGAGAAUGCGAAGCGAAGCUCCGGAGUUCAAAAGAUGCUGUUUUUGUAUACCUUUGAGGCGAGGCUUGAUCACUUGGGGAUAUUUAAAACUGGUUCUCGACUCGCUGUCGCUAUCUCUAAUGAUAUACUUAUUAGAAGGCAUAGCAGCAAGCAUAAGUAUUGUGCACGUGAUACUUAUCAUGGAAACUGUCGUUUUAGUUAUUGACAUGGUAUUUAAUAUAUUAUUGAUCGUGGGUGGCCAUCUGAAAGCAGUAAAAUUGCUCAAAGCAGCUUACAUAUUCAGCAUGGUCUGGCUCGGGUUGCUAGUUCCGGGCUUCUGUUGGCAAACAUACAUCGAGAUCAGGCGAGCUUUGUUCUUAAUAUCUUAUGGUAUGGAGUACGCAGAUGUUGUAGUCGUUGCACUACCCGGAUUGAGCAUUAGUUUCGUCCAAAUAUGUCUACAAAUGUACCUGAUACUCCUGAUACGCAGCGAGGUAGACAAGCUGCAGGAGCAAACUCUGGAGAUGCAGUUUUCUAACCCUGCCUCUGCUGAAGCUCAAUGCACAAUGCACAUUGCUGACACUAAAUAAACUAGAUCUUCAACCCUUCCACUGCUGAGCUGAGUUUCGAUGAAUAUGUUGUUUUGCACAUUACGUGGCACAUAUUGGAUGCAUCAAACUGUUUAAAUAAGUUAGUGGGUGAAAAAUGGAUACAUUUAAUCAUAAUCUAAAUAUUUUGUAUGCAGUGGCUAUAAUAAACGACCAUAUGAAACGAGAGUUGUUGUAACGUGUAUCCAUUGACCAAUUUAAUAAUAUGAUUAACUCCCCUAUAAUGAACGUGGCAUCAAUAUACAAAUCCAUCAGUAUUUAACGCUUGCAACAUUUUAUCACAAAAAAAAACAACGGGUUGCACUCCGGAAGUGCCGGCAGAAAUGAAAACUCGAUCAGGUCACGUGUUCGCCUUACGUCUUACUGAUCUUAAUAAGGCCACGUGACCUGUCGCGAGUUUAACAUUUUUUCCCCAUCACAAAAGUGCACAGCGCCGCUGAAGAAGUUUUCACUUCAAAAAUAUCGCUUUAUCGUGCGGGCUCGAAGAGCCUGUGAAUAAUUGUAAUGGUAACUUGACAACUAACUAUUUUAGAACGCAAUCAUGAAAGCAUAAUAGACGUGUAAGGGACUUAAUAAUUUAUUAAGUAUAAACUGUAAACAGAUUACUAAUUCUAAUUAAGCCUAGGACAUCUGUAACAGGUCAUACGUCAGUAUAAUCUGCAGUGUUAUCACAGUUGAAAGGUCA
Molecule: messenger RNA, 1333 nt
Organism: Cydia fagiglandana
Lineage: Eukaryota; Metazoa; Arthropoda; Insecta; Lepidoptera; Tortricidae
Exons: 4
Coding region: 1-630 (209 amino acids)
Source: RefSeq, a predicted model, not a curated record